Molecule: messenger RNA, 2499 nt
Organism: Drosophila suzukii
Lineage: Eukaryota; Metazoa; Arthropoda; Insecta; Diptera; Drosophilidae
Gene: RIC-3
Product: RIC3 acetylcholine receptor chaperone
Biological process (GO): synaptic transmission, cholinergic; protein localization to cell surface
Cellular component (GO): intracellular membrane-bounded organelle; neuron projection; neuronal cell body
Source: RefSeq, a predicted model, not a curated record
AUCAAUUAUUAUUGCUGCUGCUUCUGGCAGAGAAAUUUAUAACGACAAACAAACAGUUUGAAAUUAGCAAUAGUUAGAUAAGAUAACGAAAUUUGAAAUUAAUCCUAAGGUGUUAAUGUUAAUUAACUGAUAAUGCUUUAAACGUACAGAAACCAACCAUUAACCAGCCAACAUGAGCCAAUGUCAAAGUUAACCAAAAAGAAGCAACCACAUAGUCAACAGCUCGCAAAGAGCCAUCAACGAACCAAAUCGAUCAGGAAUAUAUAAGCAGAGUUGCCUUAGGAACUAGCUUUAACCGCCACCAAUAGCCAUACGGAAUCGAGAUACAAACCGAUCUAAGCCAAAAUGCCUGCAACAGCCACAUCGAAGCAAAGGCCUCCGGCCGUCGAGGAGGGAAUGACGCCCAAGAAAACUGCGUUAAUCAUUGUCACCGUGAUCGGAUGCAUCGCCAUUCUCUGGCCCAAGGUCUUCCAUCCCAUGAUGUUCGGCGGUGUUCCGCCGCCCAAGCCAAACUUGAAGGAUCAGCGAGCAGCUCCCGGCGGAUGUUGUGACGUUGUGCUUGACAGGGAGCAGUUUAUAAAUGUCUCAAAAAAGGACCAUGUAGAGCCAUUCGGUCCGCAUUUGUAUCGCAAACAAAUCAAUGUUUACACGGGCGAAAUAAGUCUGCGCCAGGAGCGUCCAGCCCACCUGCAUCCGGAAUCCAUAUACCAGGCCAUGAAAGAGCGGGGUCGUGCCAUUCCCGCCACGCAAACAGUUCCGAUACUGGAACAACGGAAAACCUCACCCAGUAAUCCGCCUCCGCGGAUCGUGGACGGUCGGCCUGGACCCAUUCCUGGAAUGCGUCCGCCCAUGGGAGCCGGAGCACUGCAUCAACCGCAGCAGCGUGGCAGUAGCAUGGGCUUUCUGAUGCCCCUUUACACGGUCGGAAUUGUGGUGUUCUUCGGCUACACCUUGAUGAAGAUAAUGUUCAAGAAGCAAGUUCCCAAUGAACCGUACGGACCAGCACCAUCGAAUCCUUCGUUCCGACAGGAGGUCUUCGGAAAGCAGAACCACAGUCAGGUGGAGGAUUUAGGCAGCAGCAAAUUGGGCUGGCGAGAGCAUCAGACAAGAGCUGCUGCCGUGAAGUCGCCGGCCGCCAAGGACACCGAAAAGGAGCUCUACAACGCCAGCCUGUCGGCCACCGAGGUGGCCAGCAGUUUGUCCACCUCGCUGAAGAACCACCAGCAGCUGAAGGAGGCCGAGCAGCUGAUGGAGAUCGAGAAGCUGCGCCAAAAGCUCGAGUCCACGGAGCGGGCGAUGGCCCAGUUGGUGGCCGAAAUGAACACCGAUCAGUAUGAGGCAAAGAAAAACGACAACGAAAAAACGAGAGAGCAACUAGACAAGCAGAACCUUUCCAACGGACAUGCAAACACCGACCAAAAACCGGAACAGGAGACAGCAGCGAAGGGAGGCAGGAAACGCCGGGAUCUGAGCGCUGAACGCGAACUAACGGUACUCGGCAUGGAGUUAACAGCCAGUUGCGAGGGCGGCCACAAGUGGACUGGACGCCCUCCAACGCCUGUUUUCCGAGCGCCAAGCGAACAUUCCAAAUUGGAAGAAAAUUUGCCGGAGCCGCAGGCCAUUUACUUGGAAGGCGCUUUGGGCCACGAUUCUCAGAUUUUGGUGGCCGACUCUCAAAUCAAAGAAGAGGUCUACGACUCUGAGCUCAAUGGAUCAGCCGAGGAACCAGCCAUCAUUCUUAGCAGCAGAAUGACAUUGUCAUUGAUUAAUUUGGACUCAAAUCAACAAAAUGGAAAUGCAGGCAAAUCCCCAGUGGAAAGUCCUCUGGCUGAUGACAUCGAAAUAAUUGGACACGACGAGCAGUAGACAAAGAUGUAUACUUUAAUGUAUACCGCUCGAAUUUUAUAUACCCAUAUUUUGGCAAUUAUAACGACGAUUUUUUCAGACGAAACUAUAUAGCAAGGGCCGAGUGAAAUUUCGUUGCUAAUUUCGUUAAACGACGAACAUUAUGACUGAUUAACACGAAACAGAUUUGCCAAUAAUUUGAUAUCUUAUUUGUAUAUACAUAUUGUAUGUUUUGAUAUCUUUGUUUUGAUUUAAAAACGCCAACGUUUUGUCUCCCUCUAAAAUCACAAACCCUGUCUUUCUGCUCUUGAAAAACUUUUCUCAUUUUCGGUCAAACGUAGUCCUACUUGCAUGUCGGGAAAACUCCUUAACUCGAUUAGAAAAACCGCGGUCUUCGUAAACUGCAUGAUUUUAUGUGAAUACUGUUAGCUGAAACUCAAUGCAAAAACUAGUCUACCAUUAUAAGCUAAGCGCAUAUAUAUUUCAACCGCAUCAUCUAUUAUUGAGAACUCUUCGCAUUCAGAGCCCCGUAGUAACUUGUCAAGGAAAUUUACUCAAAGUUCCGAUCGAUUGCACAUUAUGAUUAAACAACUAAAGUUAGUGCUACAGCGUUUGUGAACCUAGUAUAAUGAAUAAAUUGAAAACCGAACUUGA